CACAACGACCGACAGUUUCCCACUUAAUGAUUCUGCUCUCCCGUGCUGGCGUGAUAGGGUAUGCGGUAUGGCGAAGACUCGACCAUCAGAACCCCCUCCAUACGAAGCUCCUCCACCUUGGAUCCCAGCAGCUCAGCGAUGGAAAAAUCCUAUUUACAACAGUAACUUGAGCAUGUACUUACCAAGGGUGGUAGAACUUAAGAAGCAAGUUCAAGGCCAACCACUUGGUUUUAAUAUUAGAGGCGGGAGGGCGAAUGAAGGCGGUGUUUUCAUUUCGAAGGUUUUAGCAGAAUCUGAAGCGGAGAAACUAGGAUUGAAGCCAGGAGAUGAGAUUUUAUCUGUCAAUAAUGCAGAUUUUACUGAUAUCCCGCAUAAUGAAGCUGUGGAAAUUUUAAAAAGAUCUAUGGAGUUGAAGUUGAAAGUUCAGUAUUUUCCAUAUGGUUAUGAUGCUCAGAUGAAAAUAUCUGGAAUAUUACCAAUGUAAAUUUGGGAGGGAUUAUAAAAAAUCACUGUUGUUGCUACACUACUUCAAAUUUUAUUUAUGCCAAGUCUUCAUAUAAGAGAGUUUCGUACUGUUUAUUGUUUGAUAUUUGCUGCACUGAUUGUGGUUCAUCUGUGAAUUAUUUUUAUAUGAAUUUAAUGGUUCUUCAAUAAAAUAUUUUACACAUUUAUUUUACACUGUUAUUCAAACUAUUCCUUGUUUCUUUGAUCAUAAUAAAAUAUGGGACUUUGCCGCUG
Messenger RNA from Styela clava, 738 nucleotides. Its product is annotated as PDZ domain-containing protein 11-like. NCBI's taxonomy places the organism in Eukaryota, Metazoa, Chordata, Ascidiacea, Stolidobranchia, Styelidae. The record is from RefSeq and is a predicted model, not a curated record. Gene Ontology annotation, molecular function: protein binding.